AUGGGACAUGAUUACAGUUACAGCCAGCCAUCUUCAUCAUCAAACUCUGUAGACAUAACCUCCCUCCUUGAAGCAGAAUGUCAGAUGUACGCGGAUGAAGCUGAGAGUAGCUACUUCAAUGCUAUGGCGACUGAGUACCAAGCUCAACCAGAGGCUGAUGAUGGAAUCCCGACUACAUGCUACUGUGGUGCGGAGCCUGUUAUCCGAUACUCUUACACUCCUAAAAACCCAUACAGACGGUACUUUACGUGCGACAAUGCUGAGGAUGGAGACUGCCACGUUUGGAAAUGGUGGGACGUGGCGGCCAUGGAGGAGAUGAGGGACUUUCAGAGGGAGCUUAGGCAGCUUAAGGGUCAAGUUAAUGAGAGUGAGCAUAAGCUGUGUAUCCUCGAGAAGACAGUAUCCGAGUUUUCAAAGAAGGAAGCAGGAGUUAAGCUAAUGGUCUUUAGCUUAGUUUUAAUAGGGUUGGUGUUACUGAUUCUGCGUGGUGAGUUUCUGUUCCUUGUGAUUCUUUCAUCUCAGUUGGUUAGCAAUAUGAUAGUUUCAUCUCAUUUUUCAGGAAUAUUUGGAAAUGGUUCAAAGGAAUGUCGCGCGUUUCUGUAAUAAGGUUAAGGCUGAAGUUGUCACGGGUGCAUUGAAGCUUGGGAAAGUCACGGGUGCAUUAGGAGUAGGGAAAGUCACGGGUGCCUUAGGAGUACUGAAACUCACGGGUUCAUCUCUUUCAGUUUAUGUAGUAUAAGUAGUUCUCGUUUGGUCUUUAGCUAUGUAUCACCUUCUCUUUCUUUCCUCUUCAUCAAAACUUGACUUAUGUUCUUGUGGUUUCUCGGAGAUGUUGUAAGAUGUUGCUACCAUGAUCUGCUAAAGUUCACAAAACCUGCUGAUCUCUUGUAAUAUUUGCGUGUAAGAAGUUCUUCUCUUGA
Brassica napus (rape) is the source of this 920-nucleotide messenger RNA. RefSeq lists its product as uncharacterized. Bases 1 to 603 code for a protein of 200 amino acids. The record is from RefSeq and is a predicted model, not a curated record. The transcript is spliced from 2 exons. Lineage: Eukaryota; Viridiplantae; Streptophyta; Magnoliopsida; Brassicales; Brassicaceae. Gene Ontology annotation, molecular function: zinc ion binding.